GAAACCGAGAUUUCAAGAUGGCGCCCUCCUUGGAUACACUUCGAUGUUGUUGUUAUUGUUAUUUUUUGUUGUCGUUUCUAGUAUUUAAAUGCGUUGCUGCUCAAUUUCUAAAUGAACCAUGUUUCAAAGCCAUCAAUGACAGCUGGCCACAAUUUUUACGGACACGCCCUCGACCUCAUGAGUACAUAAAGGCGUCCGAGCUCCCGCGGUCAUGGGACUGGAGGAACGUAGAUGGGCAGAAUUACGUGAGCGUCACCAGGAACCAGCACAUCCCGCAGUACUGUGGCUCCUGCUGGGCUAUGGGAGCCACCAGUGCUCUUGCCGACCGCAUCAAUAUCAAGCGUAAGGGUGCGUGGCCCUUAGCGUACCUGUCUGUCCAGAACGUCAUUGACUGCGGACGAGCGGGGUCGUGCUUCGGCGGCGAUGACCUGGGGGUCUACGCCUACGCGCAUCAGAAGGGCAUCCCGGAUGAGACCUGUAAUAACUACCAAGCCAAAAACCAAAGGUGCGAGCAGUUUAACCAGUGCGGCUCGUGUGCCUCCGCGGACUCAUGCGACAUAGUGAGGAACUACACGGCAUGGAAAGUGGACGACUACGGCAGAGUUUCCGGGAGAGACCAUAUGAAAGCGGAGAUUUACGUCAACGGGCCCAUUAGCUGUUCUCUGAUGGCCACCAAAGGCCUGGAGGAGUACUCGGGGGGCAUCUUUCACGAGUUUCACGUACUUUCACUGCCCAAUCACAUCGUGUCCGUGGCCGGCUGGGGCGUGGCGGAGGACGGCAAGGAAUUCUGGAUCGUUAGGAACUCCUGGGGAGAGUUUUGGGGCGAACACGGCUGGGCCCGAAUUGUUACCAGCGCCUUUAAAGGCGGCGAAGGCAACUGGUUUAACUUGGGGAUUGAGAAGCGUUGUGCAUAUGGAGAUCCUAUUGUUACUUCCUAGAUUUUUUUGUUGUUGUUGUGUAAAGUAGAUAAAUUAGGUUUUUAUCCAAUGACUUGUGUUUUCUGAGCUGAGCCUUGGGUACAAAGGCAAUUUUCUGGCAUGCUGGAGCAGAAUUCAUUUUUUGUUCUUGUUGUUGUUGUUGUUGUUGGGGGAAUGAUUUGCUAUAGAGGAGCAGGAGAAACAAAAUUGGGUUCAACAAUCAAAUGUGUUUCAGUAUUUCAUUUUUUAUUUGUUUUCAUACAGUGAGGAAAUUGCAAUCAUAGAUGCAUUUCUACUUAUAGAGACAUAAUCUAAAACCAAAUCCGGAACUCACAUUACAUGAUUUUUCAAUGAUUAUUUAUAAUUUACUGGGGUUCAUAAGUAUUUGUACACCUGACAAUCAGCAAUAAUUGUCUAAAGAAUUCUAGAGUCUACCUUAAAAAAAGUCCACCUUUACCCCAUGAGUAACCAAUCAACCCACCCCACUCGUUUGAGCUCAUUAUUGUCACCAGUGCACCCCACAGUCAAUCAUAAUCCAAAUGCUACCAUGGGCAAGACCAGAAAGUUUUCGAAAGACACCGGAGAAAAAAAUUGUUGAGCUCCACAAAGCUGGAAAAGGUUAUGGGACAAUUGGAAAGCAGCUUGGUGAGAAAUCAACAGUUGAAGCAAUUGUUAGAAAAUGGAAAAGGCUAAACGUGACUGAUAAUCUGCCUCGGACUGGGGCUCCAUGUAAAAUCUCUCCUCGUGGGGCAUCACUCAUGACGAGAAAAGUGAGGGCUCAACCUAGAACUACCUGGCAGGAGCUGGUCAAUGACCUGAGGAGAGCUGGAUGCACAUUUUCAAAGGCUACCGUCAAUAAAACACUAUGGUGCAAUGGUUUAAAAUCAUGGAUUGCUCAGAAGGUUUCCCUGUUGAAGCCAGUACAUAUGAAGGCCCGUCUGAAGUUUACCAGAGACCAUCUGAAUGAUGCAGAAGGGUCAUGGGAGAGACUCAUGUGGUCAGAUGAGACCAAAGUAGAACUUUUUGUUGCAAACUUUACUCGUCGUAUGUUGAGGGAAAAGAAGGAUGAGUACAAUCCCAAGAACACCAUCCCCACUGUGAAGUAGGGGGGAGCAAACCUCUUGUUUUGGGACUGUUUUUCAGCAAAGGAGACAGGACGACUGUACUGUGGAAAGCAGAGGAUGAAUGGUGAAAUGUGUCGUCAGAUUUUUAGCCACAACCUCCUUCCCUCAGUCAGCGACUUGCAUAUGAGUCGUGGCUGGAUCAACAUGAUAAUGAUCCGAAACACACAGCCAAGCUGACCAUGGAGAGGCUGCGUCAAAAACAUAUCAAGGUUCUAGAGUGGCCUAGCCAGUCUCCAGACCUCAGUCCAAUAGAAAAUCUUUGGAUGGAGCUAAAACUUGGUGUUUCUCAACGACAGCCCUGAAACCUAGCAGAUCUAGGGAAUAUUUGUGUGGCGGAAUGGGCCAAAAUCCCUGAUUCCAUAUGUGAAAACCUGGUGAAGAACUACAGAAAGCGUCUGACCUCCUUAAUUGCAAACAAAGGCUUCUGCAGUAAAUAUUAGCACUGAUUUUCUCAGGGGUACAAAUACUUACGAACCCCAGUAAAUUACGAAUAAAUUAUUGAAAAAUUAUACAAUGUGAGAUCGAGAUUUUUUGGGGGGGGAUUAUGUUUCUAUAAGUGAAAAUAUAUUUAUGAUUGCUCCUCACUGUAAUUAUAUCCUAAUUUAUUUUCAAUUCAAGAUUUUUUUAUUGCCAUUUUUAUUUAGUGAAUGAAGUUUAAGACUGCAUAUCCAUAGCUGUCAAAAUAUGCCAAUCUAUUUGCUUUCUAUUCCUCUUGUGCUUAUCUCCAUUGCUGAUUUCAGUUAUAUUAUUAGCAGUAGUAGUAUUUGUUUUAUUUUUUAUUUAUAUUCUAGUCCUGAUUUAAUGCGAUUUUUAUGUAUAAUUUUAUUUCCUAUUUUGAUUGUCUUUGUUUUUACAUUCUAUUGAUUUUAAUGUGAUUUUUAUGAUCUUCAUGUGAUGUAAAGCACUUUGAAUUGCCUUGUGUUGAAUUGUGCUUUAUAAAUAAAUUUGCCUUGCCUUAGUUCAUUUUCAUUCCACGCUUUUAUGCAUGAAU
Molecule: messenger RNA, 3032 nt
Organism: Corythoichthys intestinalis (scribbled pipefish)
Lineage: Eukaryota; Metazoa; Chordata; Actinopteri; Syngnathiformes; Syngnathidae
Product: cathepsin Z
Exons: 6
Coding region: 18-938 (306 amino acids)
Cellular component (GO): lysosome
Molecular function (GO): cysteine-type endopeptidase activity
Source: RefSeq, a predicted model, not a curated record